AUGGAAAAAAGAAGAUUUUUAUUUGUAUUUUUAUUCUCAAUUCUAAUUCCAUUUGUUAAAUGUCAAACACCUAUUAAAUAUAAUUUAAAUAAUCACUCUUAUCAAUCUUUUUCGAAUGCUUUGAAUUUUCAAGAUGCUCAAACAUUUUGUUCUAAUCAAAUUUAUAAUGAAACUAAAGGUUAUUUAGCUACAAUAACAUUCCAAGAAGAACUUGCUUAUUUAAUAUCUAAAGGUGUUAUGGUAUCUGGUCAAAGCUAUUGGAUUGGUACCAAACUUGGAACUUCCAAAAUAGGUCAUCCACUGUGGUCCUAUUCAAAUGGUCCAGAAAAGAAUUUGAAUGUAUAUAAUGUAUUAACCGAUCAAUGUUUUACCUAUUGUAUCUGGCAGGAUCCAAUAUUCGAUCCAACUCUUAGUGGUUUGUCAGUACAAGUAUCAACCACACCAAAGUAUUUCCCUCAAAAUCCAAGCACUGCUUUAAAUUUUGUUUGCGAAUGGGGCGGAGAUAAUGAUCCAUACGUCACUCUAUUAAGUAGAUCAGAAAACAAAAUCAUUAUCAACAACUUACCACCAAGUAUUAUUCCAUCUAUGAAAGUCUACUCUGUGUGCAACACAGAUUCAAGUAUCAACUUUUCUUGUAAUUCUUUUGUAUCAAUAACCAAUACCAGUGCCUAUUGUAUGAUAUCCUCUUUUAGACCUGGUUUAUAUUCGAUUAAAAUAACAAGUGGAAGUACAGUUUUCAAUAUUGUGUCAAUGGUUGAGCCACCAUGGGUAACAUCAAUUGAUAUUGCUAUUGACCAAGGAACUGACCAAUAUUUGAUGACUGGAAAAAAUAUAAAUAUUGAUACCAAUUUUGGAUUGGAUUUAUCAUUUAAUUUAGCUUCAAUCCCAGCAGGCUUAAAUUGUUGGCCAAAAGGUGGAACAAAAUACACCUUGUCUUGUACUAUUAAUAUUCAAACUCAAAAUCUUGGAAAGGCUUACCCUUUAAGUGUAACUGCUGGUGGAGUAACAACAAAAUUCUAUAGAACCCCAAUGAUUAAUGGAACCGAUACUUUCUUUUAUUCUGUAAUUAAAACAAAUGUAACAUAUGAAGAUGCACAGAAUCUUGCAAGUAUGAUCCAUAUGGAAGGACUCCAAGGACAAUUAGGUGUUAUUCCAACCCAAAAAGUUCUAAAUUCUAUCAACAAGGAUUUUAGUUCAUUCACUGGUGUUAAAUUCGAUAUGUGGCAAUCUGUCAACUAUUCAACGGCAACAUCCGAAUUCGAAAACUUGGUUGGACCAAACAUUGGAAAACCUCAAACUGUAUUUUAUAAUAACACUCUCUCUACAGCUGGUGUAACUGGUAACUCUCGUUUCUAUUUAGAUAAUCUUGGUGCCAUCCACACUAGCAACAAUGAUAUUCAAGCAAACAACUAUUCUGGUAUAUAUAUUAUGUAUGGACAAUCAAAUAUUUUCACUGUUACACCUUUAAGUCAAUUAUAUCUAAUACCAACUUCAGGCACCAUCAUACAAGUUGUAUUGAAUAAUAUUGGUACAGCUAACAAUCAAGAUACUGUCAAUAUCACUUCGAACGGUGUAGUCCUUCCAAACUCUAUUGAUAUUCUCCAUUCCACUGCAACCAUUACUUUACCAGCAGGUGUAGGAGGAAAUUCAGCUGUACCCAUAACUUUUAAGAAUACAAAGAAAACAAGUGGAAAUAUCGAUUUACGAUAUCAGUAUAAUAAGCCAAUCAUUGUUUCCUGGUCACCACUUCAACAACCAACUUCCGGUGGUCUAACACAAUUUGAUGGAACCGAUUUCUUCCCAGAUAAAACCCAGCUUACUUUUGAAUUUGGAAUGAGUACUCUAACCAUUGUGAAUAGUACUUAUACAAGAAUGUUUGCCAACAUUCCUGUUGGUGUUGGAAAGGUUUGGACAAACUUAUUCGUUGGUACACAAAUCUUUACUUUCUUGUAUACCUAUCAAAAUCCAACUAUAAGUAAUACCGAAAAAAAUUCAACCGUUAUUGAUGUAUAUGGAACCAAUUUUGGAAUAUUCCCAAGUUCAAUUCGUAUUCUUACUGAAGGAGGUGAACACAUUCCAGUUGUUUUCAAUACGGUUGACCAUACACACAUUCAAUUCCAAGUACCACCCGCUUUUAGAAAUGGAAACUACUCAGUUGAAGUUGGUGGACAACUGUCAAACACCUUUGGAGUUCAAUUCAUUCCUUCUAUUACAUUUGUAAACAGUCCUCCGGUUACAGGUGGAGCUAUUACCAUUGAAGGAUGGAACUUUGCUCAAUUGGAUACCAAUAACCAAUCAACAUCACCAAAACUCUAUUUGAAUGGAAACCAACUGAAUAGUUUUACAUAUAUUCAAACACCAAAUGCAACCGGACAGUCUUAUUUAAUUGAAUAUACAAUUCCAGCUGGAACGGGAUAUCUAAGUCUAUCGGCAAUUGUCGACAACUUGUCAUCGAAUGUCUAUAAUUUCUCCUACCAAUACCCAACUGUAAUAGAAGCGAAUUCCAUCUACAAGGAAAUCGGUGGUGAUGUCUCUAUCACAGGUUCAAAUUUCGCAACAACCAAUUUGAUCGUUGGAAUCGGUGGAAUUAACUGUGCAACUGUUCAAUAUAUCAAUUCGACCAAUUUGAUUUGUAAGAACUUUGGUGAUGGCGCAGCUUUAAAUAACAAUGGAAUAGCUUAUGUUAACGUUACCGUAGAUUCAUUGGAGGGCGGUGCUUAUCUCUUCACAUACCUCACCUCAACAAACACAAGUCAACCAUGUAAUCAUCAGUGUAGUAACGGUGGAACUUGCAACAAUGCCACUGGAUUCUGUGUCUGUACUGCUCAGUGGGAAGGACUAGACUGUCUCACUCCAAAGAAGAACAACACAACUCCGCCCAUUCCCGAUGGAAACGGUGGAACCAUCAUUGUCGGUGGCGGUCUCAACUUCACCAUUGCCAUUACUCAUCUCCGUGAAAUAGAUCCAACAUUCACCAGCAUUAAAACUCUACCGAUGACCAAUAUCAAAUGGUACAAACGUCAGAACACUAGUAGUAGCUACCUAUUCGCCGGAGAGUUUGAUGGUGAGACUGUUACCGUUAGUCUGAACAUGACAAUCUAUUAUCAACGCCAGAACGUUGAGUUUGCCGGUGAGAUCAUUGAAAUGGCUGACAACUCCAUGAAUCGUAUCGUAAAGAGCAGUGUCGUAGCGCUAAGCAAAGACGAUCCACUCUACCAAGAGCAACAACAAAACAACACAAGCAGCAGCAGUGACUCUAAACAACAAUUCCUCUAUAUGACAGCAAUUCAAACGUCGCCAUUCCGUAACUCUGUCAUAAUUGAUCCAAAUUUCAGUUCUCUAAUAUCGCCGACCACUAAGAGUAACUGUUCCUCCGAUGAGAAAUGGAAGUUGAUUGUCAUCAUUGUUUGUUCGGUGGUCGGUGGUAUCUUUGCUGUUGCACUGAUCGUCUUGUACGCCAGACAUAGAAUUCUUAGACAACAACUACAAAGAAGAUUAAGUUCAUAUUCAUCCUCGACAAGUGAUAAACUAUAA
Messenger RNA from Heterostelium album PN500, 3534 nucleotides. RefSeq lists its product as uncharacterized. Gene Ontology annotation, biological process: sexual reproduction. The transcript is spliced from 6 exons. The coding region runs from base 1 to 3534 and encodes 1177 amino acids. The record is from RefSeq and is a predicted model, not a curated record. NCBI's taxonomy places the organism in Eukaryota, Evosea, Eumycetozoa, Acytosteliales, Acytosteliaceae.